GAAGCAGCAUCAUGUGUCUGUCAGUUGUAAUUGUGAGUUGCAAGGGAAGACGUUUCUGUGUUCCGCCAGAGCAAAUAGACUAUAAAGAUUUAUAAUGGAUUUCAAGAUCGUGGUCGCCAUCGCUUCCGUGUUUUGUCUGAUCGGGAGUACUACCCAUGCCCUGCGGUGUUCCCCCUGCCAGAAAGACGAGUCUCGGUGCCCAAGAGGCAACUUGACAGAAUCUGACUGCCCUUACGGGGUCACUACAGACAUUUGCAAUUGCUGUGAUGUUUGCGCCAAGGGUCCCGGAGAGGCUUGUGGGGGUCUUUGGAACCAACUCGGCAAAUGUGGACCUGAAUACACCUGCGUUCCCGUCGAAGGAGGCGACGCGCAGGAACCUUUCUUCGAUGGAAAAUGCGAGUAGAACGUUUUGAAAUGAAUGUCGUCCGUGUUGGCCUACAUAGGGCGUUGCUAAGUCUAGUAAGCCAUAAGCUACAAGUGGCAUUACUGGAUCUAUGUUAGUCUAUAAGUCUAUGUAUACAAAAAAAAAAAAAGUUUAGUCUCAGUUCUUACGAUGUAUUUUUGCGGUAGAUCCUUGUUUCUGAGUGAUAUAAACCUUCAUUUGAAAUACAUUUAAGUACACAUUUAUUUGUUUACAAUAAAAAUAAAAAUAAAAACCCAAUUAAAGAUGUUAA
Messenger RNA from Macrobrachium nipponense, 674 nucleotides. Its product is annotated as single insulin-like growth factor-binding domain protein-2. Gene Ontology annotation, cellular component: extracellular region. Gene Ontology annotation, molecular function: insulin-like growth factor binding. The coding region runs from base 95 to 403 and encodes 102 amino acids. Lineage: Eukaryota; Metazoa; Arthropoda; Malacostraca; Decapoda; Palaemonidae. The transcript has 3 exons. Gene Ontology annotation, biological process: regulation of signal transduction; regulation of cell growth. The record is from RefSeq and is a predicted model, not a curated record.